Messenger RNA from Phytophthora nicotianae INRA-310, 246 nucleotides. RefSeq lists its product as hypothetical. Lineage: Eukaryota; Oomycota; Peronosporomycetes; Peronosporales; Peronosporaceae. The record is from RefSeq and is a predicted model, not a curated record. The coding region runs from base 1 to 246 and encodes 81 amino acids. The transcript is spliced from 2 exons.
AUGCAUUCGACAUCCCCGCGAGCUAGCACAGGCGAGAAAGUCACAGGAUUGACCGCCAGACCACGACCGGCACGCAAGGACGCAAGCGACCUGUCCACUAGCGGUGAUAAGUACACCAGCGAUGCGAACGGCGAAGACUUGCAUGGCCACCUUGCCUCCGGUCAGCACGCAGAGCAGUCAGGAUGCUCGACACAGGGAGCUGCCUACCGUACACAGCGUAAAUUUUAUCUAUCGCAGUAUCACUAG